Messenger RNA from Vicia faba (fava bean), 1164 nucleotides. The record is from the annotation of a GenBank genome assembly. NCBI's taxonomy places the organism in Eukaryota, Viridiplantae, Streptophyta, Magnoliopsida, Fabales, Fabaceae.
AUGGUUGACAAGGAAGAGAGAAAAAUAGUGGUGAGUAAACCACUACAACUUGUUAUUACAAAAGAAUCAGAUUCAGAUUCAGAAGAAGCUUACAAGGCCCCUAAUCUUUUACAACGCAUAUUAAGUUUAUUCAAGAAUGUAAGGCCAGGAUCUGAUCUCACAUCCCUCCAGUUGCCACCAUUAUUUAACUUACCAAAAUCCCAACUUCAAUGCUAUGGGGAAUCAGUGUAUUGCACUGCUUCAGACAUGCUAAGCAUAUGCAAUAGAGGACAGAGUCCAUUAGAUAGGUUCAUAUCUGUUGUUGCAUGGUGCAUAUCUACCACACGUCCUGCAUCUUUUGGGGUUGCUCCUUAUAAUCCAAUACUUGGUGAGACACACCAUGUUUCAAAGGGAAAUCUUAAUGUCUUACUUGAACAGGUGUCACACCACCCUCCGGUAACGGCCCUCCACGCAACUGAUCAGAAGGAAAACAUUGAAAUCAUAUGGUGUCAGCAACCUGUUCCUAAAUUUUAUGGCACAUCGGUUGAGGCUCAAAUGCUUGGCAAAAGGGAACUGAAGCUCUUAAACCAUGGAGAAACAUAUGAGAUGAAUUGUCCUCAUCUUUUAUUUAGAAUUCUUCCAAUUCCUGGUGCUGAUUGGGUUGGCACAGUUGAUAUAAGGUGCUUAGAGACAGGUUUAGUAGCUGAGUUAACCUACAAGUCAAGUCAUUCUUUUCUAGGACUUGGUGGAAAUCAUAAAGUCAUCAAAGGGAAGAUCCUUGACUCUUCAUCCUUGAAUGUUCUAUAUGAAAUUGAUGGUCAUUGGGAUAGGAUUAUAAAACUGAAGGAUAGAAAAAAUGGGAAAGUUAGAGUAAUAUAUGAUGCAACAGAAGUCAUUUCAAGGCUAAAAGCACCUAUUCUCAAGGAUGAAGAGUGUAUGUGGCCAACAGAAUCAGUCAAUGUGUGGAGUGAAUUGAACCAAGCCAUAAUGAGUAAAGAUUGGGAGAAAGCAAGAGAAGCAAAGCAAGUAGUGGAGGAGAGAGAAAGGGAGCUUGUUAGAGAAAGAGAGUCAAAAGGAGAAAAUUGGAUUCCUAAACAUUUUGUAGUGUCUUACAGCAGUGAAGUAGGGUGGAACUGUUCACCUAUUCAUGGAUGUGUAUCAGCUGCUCCUAUCAUAGCACUAUAA